GCACAAUUGUUUUUCGCUGGGGAGCGGAGAAGAACAAAAGAACACAAAACAUCAAUAAUUGAUUGAUCGAUCCGAGGAUCGGAUGUGUAACAGCUCCGAUCGGCCAUGAAAGGCGUCUUCUCGGCGCCCGGAGAUUACGUCUACUUCAAGUCUCAGGUCCCUCUCCACAAGAUCCCCAUUGGAACGAAGCAAUGGCGGUACUAUGACUAUGGCCCAAAGGCUGUUCCGCCACUCAUAUGCCUUCCUGGAAUCGCAGGGACAGCUGAUGUUUACUAUAAACAGAUUAUGUCUUUAUCUAUGAAGGGUUACCGCAUAAUUUCAGUUGAUAUUCCACGGGUUUGGAAUCAUCAGGAGUGGAUACAGGCAUUUGAAAAGUUCUUGGACACUAUCGAUGUUCAUCACGUGCAUCUCUAUGGUACAUCACUUGGAGGGUUUCUUGCACAGCUAUUUGCUCAUCACCGUCCAAGGCGGGUUAAAUCGUUGGUUCUAUCAAACACAUACAUGGAUACACGCACCUUUGCUGCUUCUAUGCCAUGGGCGCCCUUUGUUAGUUGGACCCCUUCUUUUAUGCUGAAACGAUACGUCUUAACAGGAAUUCGUGAUGGACCCCAUGAACCAUUUAUUGCUGACUCUGUUGACUUUGUCGUUUCUCAGGUUGAGACUUUGUCAAAAGAUGAUUUGGCGUCUCGCUUAACUUUGACAGCUGAUGCUGCUUCAGUUGGAUCUCUUCUACUCUCCGAUUCGUUUAUCACCAUAAUGGAUACAAACGAUUACUGUGCAAUCCCGCAAGAACUGAAGGAUGAACUAAGUGAGAGGUAUCCCGGAGCAAGAAGGGCUCACUUAAAGACUGGAGGAGAUUUCCCGUUUCUUUCACGACCUGAUGAAGUCAAUUUGCAUUUACAGCUACAUCUUAGACGGGUAGGAGUAGAACCCCGACCCGACUUGGUUAAAACAAUCUCAAAGGACGGUACAGAUGGCAGCCAGAGCGAGAAGAAGAAGAAGAACAGUGAGGAGGGAGACCAUAGCAACAGUCCUCCCAGCUCUGAGAAGAGCCCGUCAUCUUCAAGCCAACCACCUAUUCUUCCAGAAAGUUCUGGAAGCUCCGAUGACCCGCCGCUACCCACCGCCAUGGCAUUUGACCCCGUCGAUCUCAAAGGUAAAAGCUUUCAGUUCCCAAGUUCGUCAAUGGGGAACCUCGAGGCCAUAACAGCUUCCGGGAUCAUACUACUGCAGAUCUCUGGUGAGGUUUUUGCUCCAUACGUGGUUUUCACAUUGUGUUAUUGUACAUUUGUUCAUGGCUUUAUGUCCAGACAAUUGGUGUAGAAACCUUCAAACUCUUUUUGGUGUUCUUGUUCCCCCUUGUGUUUACCUUUAUGUAAGGUUAAAGCUGCAAGACAAAAGCAAGAGAGGUGUUGUGUUUUUUCCGUCUGUUC
This is a messenger RNA of Tarenaya hassleriana, 1433 nucleotides long. RefSeq names its product maspardin. Lineage: Eukaryota; Viridiplantae; Streptophyta; Magnoliopsida; Brassicales; Cleomaceae. The transcript is spliced from 8 exons. The record is from RefSeq and is a predicted model, not a curated record. The coding region runs from base 106 to 1323 and encodes 405 amino acids.